AUCGAAGUGACAGCCGAAUUUGAUUGUGAGUGAAAAAGUGGAAGGAAAAGUUUGUGCGGAGCAAAACACAAAGUUUAUUCUUCGUAAAAAUCGUGAAAAAUAGUAUAAAUUAUCGUGAAAAUUGCGGGUUUUAAGUGCGACGAUCGUCGUGUGUUGUGUGGUGUGAAAAUCCGAUGAAAAGUGGUGUUUUCUGCCUGGUUUUACAAGGGGGAAGAUGGCGACACCUGAUUGUCUAACUUGCAUCAAGAGCAUCGAUCCCGUUGAAGAAUCGCUCACGAUAUGCGACCAUAAGGACGUCCAAAAUGCACUGAACAAACAUUUCUGGUUCACAGAAAACCAGUACAUUCAAAGCACCCUCUGCAAAUCAUGUUGGCGCCAAAUCGAAGACUUCCACCGGUUCUACACUCAGGUGGAGGAACUUCACUCCCAUCAGAUGUUCUCCCAGAUCCAGCUGAUGGAAAUCAAGGAAGAAGAAGAAGAAGCGGAGAUUCCCCAGAGUUUUGAACCGGAACUGGAGGAUCCCACGAAAAUCGAGGAGGAGGAUGGGGAAGAUUGUUUCGCUCCGACCAAAGAGGAGGAGGAUUCGUCCGAGGAGGAAGGUGAGGUGGACUCCAGGCGUAGAUCGCUUCGGUCCGCGAACUCGGCAAGUGGCUCUCAGCAGAGUAAGAAAGUUAAGCGUACAAGGGUGAAGAAGAAAGAGCUGGACGAGGUGCAGGAGUAUGUUUCGAAGAACAUGGAGCUGAAAUGUGAUACCUGUUCGGUGGAGUGCAAAACGUUCGAUGAUCUGCAGAAGCAUUCCAUGAAGGAGCAUCAGAAGCGAGCGACGGUCGUGUGCUGCGAUCUGAAACUCGCGAUCGCCUAUCGAUUCGUGGAUCACGUCCGGUUCCAUUUGAAUCCGAAUCGAUUCAAGUGUCCUCAGUGCACGAAGCGAUGCGUUAAUAGGGAGUCGUUAAGUAGGCAUGUUAGGACGGCUCAUUCGCCGGAACCGGAGGAGCUUAAGAAGGAAUCGGUAGAGGAGGAUGUAGAACGGGAGGAAAAGGUGUUCAAUUCAAUAGGGACAAAAGGUGAACAGAAGGAAUCGAAGGAAUCAGACGCUGAAGGAGAUGAAUCAGUCGAACACAAGGAUGAUAGAGUGGAGGAAGCUUCAAGUGGUGGCGACGUUGCAAGCGAUGAUGACGAUGACUACAAGCAAGAUAACGAUUCGAAUGAAUCAGACAGUUCAGGGGAUGAUCAAGAGGAUGAGGAUUCGGAGAAUGAUGAUAGAGAUAAUGAUUCAAAUUACCAGGAGGAAGAAUUUCAAAUUGGCAAACGAACGAGGCUAAAAAAGUCGGAAUUGGCAGAAAUUCAGGAGUACGUAUCGAAGAACAUGACGCUGGAAUGUGACACCUGCGCAGAGCGCUGCCCAACCUUCAACGAUUUGCAGAAACAUUCCAUGGAGAAGCACGACAAACGCGCAACGGUACGAUGCUGCGAGUCGAAACUGGCCAACAGCUACAGAUUCGUGGAUCACAUACGCUUUCACAUGAAUCCGGAUCGCUUCAAAUGCUCUCACUGCGAGAAGCAAUGUCUCAAUCGGGAUGCGCUGAGAAGGCAUGUCCAGAAGUUCCACACGCCGGAGGACGAGAAGAAGUACCAUUGUGAGGUUUGCUUCACAAAGUUCUCCACCCGGAAAGCGUUGAUGCGGCACGGAAAGGUUCAUGAGGACUUCGACCCGGAGGAAGGAGGCGGCACUAGGAAGCGGAAAUUUGUUGAAAGGGCUAAAAGAGACAUGGAGAACGAGAAGAUGAUCGCCGAAUUCAUCAAUCUGGAAUGCGAUUCGUGCAACAAGAAGUUCGACACGUUCCUAAUCCUGCAGAAACACUCGAUGCUGGAGCACAAGAAGCUUUCGUACGUGUUCUGCUGUGGUCAGCGGUUCAACAAGAAGCCUCGACUCGUCGACCACGUGCACUUCCAUCUUAAUCCGACCAAGUUCCAGUGCAAGAUCUGCCAAAGAAAACUUCCCCACACCGAAUCUCUACGAAGGCACAUGGACCGAAACCACUCCGGGGAAGCUAAGACCUUCAAGUGCAGCAUCUGUCCGAAGAUGUUCACGCACAAGAAGUUCCUCUCGAUUCACGAGCGGUGGCACAACCGACGUUGGCACUGCGAAAUCUGCGACCGGCGGUUCAUCUGCGAGGCCAUACUCAAGCAGCACCACAAGUCGGUGCACACCAAAGAGCUGAACUACGUGUGUCACGUGUGCGCCAAAACGUUCCACAUCUACUCCACGUACCGGUCGCAUCUCGAAUCGCACGAUGAAACCAUCAAGAAGAAACCGCAGAAACCACCGGUCCAGUGCCAGGUGUGCAACGCCUGGACGCCGAAGCUGUCGCACCAUAUGCGACUGCACUCGGGGACGCGGACGUGCGAACUUUGCGGCCAGGAGUGCAAGAACAUCAUCGCCUACCGGUACCACAUGAAGCACCACGAAACGGGCGACCACAUGUGCUCGGUGUGCGGCAAGGGCUUCAAGAAGGAACUCUCGCUUAAGGAACACAUGGCGUCGCACACCGGAGUAACGCUGUACAGUUGUGACUUUUGCGAUCGUACGUUCAACUCCAACGCCAAUCGAGCGGCCCAUCGCAAGAAGAUGCACCCGCAGCAGUGGCUCGAGGAUAAGCUGAAGAAGAAACUGGCACGGUACGGUGGAACACUGCCACCGGAGGCCAUGACGGUGUAAGGUGCAACGUUGGGUAAACGUGACGGUAAAUGAAUCUAUUUUGUAAAUAA
Aedes aegypti (yellow fever mosquito) is the source of this 2769-nucleotide messenger RNA. RefSeq names its product transcription factor grauzone. The record is from RefSeq and is a predicted model, not a curated record. The transcript has 4 exons. Gene Ontology annotation, cellular component: nucleus. NCBI's taxonomy places the organism in Eukaryota, Metazoa, Arthropoda, Insecta, Diptera, Culicidae. The coding region runs from base 215 to 2719 and encodes 834 amino acids. Gene Ontology annotation, biological process: regulation of transcription by RNA polymerase II. Gene Ontology annotation, molecular function: DNA-binding transcription factor activity, RNA polymerase II-specific; RNA polymerase II transcription regulatory region sequence-specific DNA binding; zinc ion binding.